Messenger RNA from Styela clava, 1229 nucleotides. Its product is annotated as retinol dehydrogenase 12-like. The record is from RefSeq and is a predicted model, not a curated record. Lineage: Eukaryota; Metazoa; Chordata; Ascidiacea; Stolidobranchia; Styelidae.
UCGUUGAGUUGUUUUGUUGUAAUAUUUUUGAAUAGUGGGUCUUUAUGUGGAGAUCAGAUGGCGCCAACCAAAAGUGCAAAAAACGGUAGAGUUACCAAAGACUUGGAAAUAGUUGGGAAGACUGUUUUAAUCACCGGCGCAAACACCGGAAUAGGUUUAGAGACUGCAAUUGAUCUUGCGCAACGAAAAGCUAAAGUCAUAAUAGCUUGCAGAAAUUCACAAAAAGCAGAAUCGGCGAAACAAAAAAUUAUAGAAGCAUCGGGCUCAAACAAUGUCGUUGUGAAACACCUAGAUCUGGCAUCAUUCGAGUCGAUCCGAAAAUUAGCUGCUGAUAUAAAUGCGUCUGAAGAACGACUUGAUGUAUUAAUAAACAAUGCAGGUCUUGUUUUAUCAACAUACGAAGAAACUGCAGAUGGAUUUGAAAUGCAUUUUGGAGUCAAUCAUCUGGGGCAUUUUCUCCUUACGAGUUUACUUCUAGAUUUGUUGAAACGAAGUGCUCCAAGUAGAAUUGUCAACGUUGCUUCCUCUGGCCACCAGGCUACUACUAUCAAUUGGAAUGAUCCAAACAGGAAACAUAAUUUCAAUGGACUGGAAGCAUAUUGUCAAAGCAAAUUAAUGAAUGUAUUAUUCUCAAGGGAACUCAGCAAAAGACUUGAAGGUACUGGAAUGACAUCUAAUAGUUUACAUCCUGGUGUGGUGGAAACUGAGCUCAAUCGUGAUAUGGGAUGUUGUAGAAUGUCAGGAUUUCUGGCAUGCAUGACAACGUGUAUAUUUACUUUAUGUCCGUGCAUUUUAGUCGAUGUAGAGAAGGGAGCACAAACUUCUGUUUACUGUGCAAUCGCUCCGGAACUGGAAACUGUAACCGGAAAAUAUUUCAGUGGCUGUAAAGUUGUGAGAGAAGCAAGUUAUGCUAGAAAUGAUAAAAGUGCAAGUAAGUUAUGGAAGAUGAGUGAAGAACUAACUGGACUGAUGAAUGAAAAUUGAACCUGAAGCAAAAUCAGAAAAAGAAUGACUAAAUUACCUUUGAAAACGUUGGGUCGGAUUCACAAACACUCAACUUUACUAUUCAAUUUUGAUUCUCAAGUUUACUAUAAAAAUCACUGACUUUCCUCAUGAAAUACGUCCGUUUUCAUAUUGUAGAUUUGGUAUAGCGUGCGAUUUUCUCAAAAAAGAGGGCAUUGUACAUGAACUUUCAGCGGUCUCCAACACAGUAAAUUAGAUUGUUUUUA